Messenger RNA from Xyrauchen texanus (razorback sucker), 1045 nucleotides. It is a transcript of the gene trnau1apa, whose product is annotated as tRNA selenocysteine 1 associated protein 1a. NCBI's taxonomy places the organism in Eukaryota, Metazoa, Chordata, Actinopteri, Cypriniformes, Catostomidae. Gene Ontology annotation, molecular function: tRNA binding. Gene Ontology annotation, cellular component: nucleus. The transcript has 9 exons. The record is from RefSeq and is a predicted model, not a curated record. Gene Ontology annotation, biological process: selenocysteine incorporation. Bases 104 to 1021 code for a protein of 305 amino acids.
AGUAAAGACGGGACGGUUUGGAAUUCUACAUACCUUCAGCAUAAAAUAAGUUCAGUAAAACAACAACAAACUCAAAUGAAUCCAGAAAACACAUAAAUGUAAAAUGAGCAGUCUGUGGAUGGGCAACUUGGAGCCCUACAUGAAUGAAGACUUCGUCUGCAGAGCUUUUGCUCUCAUGGGAGAAACAGUGUUGAGAGUCAGACUGAUCCGAGACAAAAUAACAGGGGAAGCUGCAGGAUAUGGUUUUGUGGAGCUGAUGGACGAGACGUCAGUAGAGAGAUGCCUGCGCAAAGUCAAUGGAAAACCUUUACCUGGUGCCACUCCUCCUAAGAGGUUCAAGUUGAGUCGUGCCACUUAUGGGAAACACGGAGAAAGCCGAUCUUCUUUCUCUCUCUUCGUAUCGGAUCUAACUCAAGACGUGGAUGAUGGCAUGUUGUAUGAGUUCUUUCAUUACCAUUUCUCAUCCUGCUCCAGUGGGAAGAUCAUUCUGGACAAUAGUGGAUUCUCAAAGUGCUGUGGGUUUGUGACUUUUGAGAGUGAGCGAGAUCAGAGACGAGCUCUGGCAGACCUACAGGGUGCAUCUGGGCUUGGGAAGAAACCUCUACGCCUCAGUAUGGCUACAAACAAAGUGAAGCAGAAAGAGUCGACAGAGAGCCAAGAUGGGCAAUUCUCUGCAGAAAACUACAAUAGUCAUAACUUGUAUCUGAAGCAGUACGGUUACACACAAUACACCAGCCAUUCCACUGCAUAUGACUGGAACUACAACUACAAUUACAACUACAUGCAUUAUUCUCAAGACGUCCCACAGGGCCAUGAAGAGAUGGAAGAUGAUAUCCUUGAGUACCCAGACUGUGAGAUAAAUGUGACAGAGGCCAAUGAGAGGUUUAUGGACCAGAGUGAAGAACUGUACAGUGCUCUGAUUGGCUGCGUCUUCCAGCCUCCAGAGUCAUGGGACGGGGUCACCUGUAAUGUUACAUGUUACUUACCAGAGCCGAUUUAUCAGUAUGAGGAGAUGGACUGAGGAUGCCAAGCACCAAUUAUUUGA